AUGGCCACAAUCCACGAUGACGAUGAGCUACUGCUGGCUCGAAUUGGGUAUAAACAGGAAUUGCGACGAGAAUUCUCCAAAUGGUCAACCGUCUCAUAUGCCAUCUCAAUCCUGGGCGUGCUGGGCUCCGUGCCUGCGACAUUCGGUGCGCCGUUGUCGGCUGGCGGUCCCGCAACCGCCGUGUGGUGUUGGCUGAUUGGCUCCGUUAUGGCGAUGUGCAUUGGAAGCUCAGUAGCGGAGCUAGUAUCAGCAUAUCCUACGGCGGGAGGAAUGUACUUUGUCACGAAACACGUCGUACCUCCCGACCAGGUUCCGAUCUUUUCGUGGAUUCAGGGAUGGUGUAACCUCCUCGGCCAGACUGCUGGCGUGUCGAGUGUGGCAUAUACUGUCAGCCAGAUGUUACUGGCUUGUGUCAGUAUGAACUCGGAUCUUGUCGAUGGCAAAUAUUCGUAUUCACCGACUGCGCUGGAAACCGUUUUGGUGUCAAUCGCACUACUAUGUGUACUUGGGGUUAUAUGUUCCCUUACAACAAAGUCUUUACAUCGAAUCAUCUUGUGGUUUGCUCCGAUCAACAUCGGCGCCACAAUCGCCAUCUGCAUUGCGUUGAUAACCCUAACCCCCAACAAACAGCCAGCUUCCUGGGUCUUUGGCCACUUCACCGAUGGCUCAGGGUGGGGCUCAAAAGUGUUCUCCUUUUUCUUGGGAUUCCUGUCUGUGGCCUGGACAAUGACAGACUACGAUGGGACAACACAUAUGUCCGAAGAGACCCAUGAUGCAGCCGUACGAGGCCCAAUUGCCAUCAAAACAGCCGUUCUAGUCUCUGGAGCAUUCGGAUGGCUUCUAACAGUCUCAAUGUGUUUCUGUCUAACAGACUUCGAAGGAAUCCUAAACUCCCCCACCGGCCUUCCAGCCGCUCAAAUCUUCCUCAACGCCGGUGGGAAGCGAGGUGGCACAGCAAUGUGGGCAUUCGCAAUUCUAGUUCAAUUCUUCACAGGCUGCUCAGCUAUGCUGGCAGAUACAAGAAUGGCCUAUGCUUUCGCCCGGGAUGACGCUCUUCCGUUCUCAAAAUUCCUAUCAAAAGUCAAUCCCCACACCCACACGCCCGUCAACGCCGUGUGGUUCGUGGUUAUAUUCAGCAUUAGCUUGAACUGCAUCGCCAUCGGUUCUACGCAAACGGCUACUGCUAUCUUCAACAUUACUGCUCCGGCACUGGACCUGUCCUAUGUUUCUGUUAUCCUUGCUCACCAACUGUACAAGUCCAAGGUCAAGUUCAUUGAGGGUCCCUUCACGCUUGGGAGAUGGGGUACCCCUAUCAACUACGUUGCUGUUAUAUGGGUCUUGUUCAUCAGUACUAUACUCUUAUUCCCUCCACAGUUACCUGUGACACCUGCAAACAUGAAUUAUGCUAUCUGUGUUGGUGGUUUCAUUGCCGCUUUUGCAAUGGUUUGGUGGUGGGUUGCGGCUCGGGGGAAAUAUACCGGCCCUCGGACCAAUGAUAUCAUUCAAGAGAUUCCUACCGAGGAUAAUGAUGAUGAUGACGGUGAAGGAUCUGAUGAUAUCUCCGUUUAG
Messenger RNA from Penicillium arizonense, 1569 nucleotides. RefSeq lists its product as uncharacterized. Gene Ontology annotation, biological process: transmembrane transport; amino acid transport. Lineage: Eukaryota; Fungi; Ascomycota; Eurotiomycetes; Eurotiales; Aspergillaceae. Gene Ontology annotation, molecular function: transmembrane transporter activity. The coding region runs from base 1 to 1569 and encodes 522 amino acids. Gene Ontology annotation, cellular component: membrane. The transcript has 8 exons. The record is from RefSeq and is a predicted model, not a curated record.